Messenger RNA from Nanorana parkeri, 1663 nucleotides. RefSeq names its product prenyl (decaprenyl) diphosphate synthase, subunit 2 (gene PDSS2). The transcript has 9 exons. Bases 295 to 1464 code for a protein of 389 amino acids. Gene Ontology annotation, molecular function: prenyltransferase activity. Gene Ontology annotation, cellular component: mitochondrion; transferase complex. The record is from RefSeq and is a predicted model, not a curated record. Gene Ontology annotation, biological process: isoprenoid biosynthetic process; ubiquinone biosynthetic process. NCBI's taxonomy places the organism in Eukaryota, Metazoa, Chordata, Amphibia, Anura, Dicroglossidae.
UUGUGUCCUGAUAGGACACGAGUUCUCUCAUGAUUCUGUCGACCAUUUUAGGCUGGCUCCUGGACUUUACAUAUGGAGUGUGUUCCAGUCUGGAGGGACAGAAGAGGGAUCCUCAGGAAUUCUGCCUAGGACCCCCAAAUCGUGUGGAAGAGUCUCCUUAUCAGUGGGAACAGAACCAGCACCUUUCUGUGUCUGUGGGAGAAGACAGUGUCACUGUAUUCCUCUGCUGGACCAUUACUGCUACAUUUGUAUAACCUUCUAAAGGAUACCAGCCCCUGGCAAUUUAUUGUGACCAUGUCAUCGAUCAAGUGUGUAAUGCAGUCUGCGAGGACUUUAAGACACUGUGCCAACAGCUUUUGCACCAGAAGGACAAUCAGCCUCUUUUCCGGUUCACCUACUACUACUCAUUGGAGCAAAGUCGUUUCAGAUGCUGAGAAAAUUGUGGGUUACCCAACUUCCUUUAUGAGUCUCCGUUGUCUCCUGAGUGAUGAAUUGAGCAAUAUAGCCAUGCAAGUCAGAAAGCUGGUUGGAACAAAACAUCCUUUACUGAAUACAGCCAGAGCCUUCGUGUACGAUAGUCGCAACAACCUUCAGAUGCGAGGCUUAGUGGUGCUGCUAAUCUCCAAAGCAGCUGGGCCAAGUAAACUGGCAGAUGAGUCCCUACAACAUGACAUGGUUAGCGGCAUUUAUGCAAGCCAAAGGAAUCUGGCUGAAAUUACAGAACUGAUCCACACAGCUUUCCUAGUGCACCGUGGCAUUGUUAAUAUUGAGGAGCUGAAGAGCUGUGAUGGUCCCCUUAAGGACAUGCAGUUUGGGAAUAAAAUGGCUAUUCUAAGUGGAGAUUUCCUACUAGCAAAUGCUUGUACUGGGCUAGCACAGCUACAAAACACUAAGGUUGUGGAGCUUGUAUCCAGUGCCAUAGGAGAUAUGGUACAAGGAAUAUAUUAUGAAAACUCAUAUUUGCAAGAGAGCAGUUUUACAGACGACAUUGGAAUGGCUAACUGGAUGGAGCACAUUUUUCUCUCCCAUGGUGCAUUGCUGGCUAAGAGCUGUCGGGCUGCAAUGGAGCUAGCCAGGCAUGAUUCAGAGAUCCAGUCUACGGCUUUCCAGUAUGGAAAACACAUGUCCUUAAGUUAUAAGCUUAACUCUGACAUCCAGCCAUUCAUAAAUGGGAAACAAUCUGGAGGCUCUUUCAGCUUGAAUUCUGCCCCUGUUGUUCUUCAUCAGGAAUCUAUAGGAAGAGAGACCUGGAUGGAACAGGUUAAAGGGGCCCAACUGAAAGGCAAUUUGAUUGACCUUGCUAAGUUGCAGGAGGCAAUCAAGGCUGGCAAAGGUGUGACUUCAGCUAUUGACCUGUGCCGUUACCAUGGAAACAAAGCUCUGGAGACCCUGCACUGCUUCCCUCCCUCAAAGGCCAGAUCCGCCUUAGAGAACAUUGUAUACGCUGUGACCAGAUUUUCAUGACACUCUACUUGGCUGGAUGAAGCUGCUUAUUUUUAUUUUUUUUAAUUUUAUUUUGUUUUAAUUAGCUGGAACAGUAUAGUAAACUAUAUGGCCAUCAAGGGGUCCUAACUGCAUCCUUCUUUUGAUUCGCCACAUUGUGCAGUGGGUGUCGAAACUAUUUUUUCUUGUUUGAAUAGCUAAAGAUAAAAAUAGAAUGAGA